CUUGACAUCAUUCACUUGUGAUGCUGCUGGAUGACAGGGGCAAAACAACACUAGAAGAGUUGCCCAUGUUUACCUCAAGAGUUGACCAUAAAAUACCUUUAACAGCAGCUCGUUCCCUGAUGUUUCUACGGAUAAAAACGGGAUGUAGCCAAUAAAAUGGAGUAUGAUGAGAGACUUGCACUUUUCCGCCAAACUCGCCUCAAUCCCUUUGAUCGUGGAGAGGAAGAAGAUGGUCCUCAAGAAGGCAAGACACCCCCUCAGCAUGAAGCAAGACCUGAGCUGUUUUCUGGGAACAGAACCCAGAGUUCAGAUCGGACCAUGGAUCUCGGUCUAGCUGAGGACCACUUCUCAAGGCCUGUGGGUUCCUUUGUGGCAUCAGACAUCGAACAGCUGAAACUGGCCAUAGAGGAGUGUAAGAAGCUGAUUCUGGAGCUGCCAGAACAUUCAGAGAGACAGAAGGACACUGUGGUGAAAUUAAUCCACCUGCGCCUCAAACUGCAGGAACUUAAGGACCCAGAGGAAGAUGAGCCUAAUCUCAGAAUUGUUCUGGAGCACCGCUUUUCCAAGGAGAAGAGCAAGAGUGUGAAACAGACUUGUGACAAGUGUAGCACCAUCAUUUGGGGUCUUAUACAAACCUGGUAUACCUGCACAGGAUGCUAUUAUCGUUGCCAUAGUAAAUGUAUGAACCUGAUCACGAAGCCCUGUGUCAGGUCAAAGGUCAGCCACCAGUCGGAGUAUGAACUCAGCAUCUGCCCAGAAAUAGGACUGGAUCGGCAAGACUAUCGUUGUACUGAAUGUCGAACACCUAUUUCGCUGAGAGGUGUACCAAGUGAGGCCAGACAAUGUGACUACACAGGCCAGUACUACUGUAGUACAUGCCACUGGAAUGACACGGCCAUCGUCCCAGCUCGCGUCAUCCACAACUGGGAAUUUGAACCACAAAAGGUUUGUCGCUCCUCGCUGCGCUACCUGGCACUCAUGAUGUCACGGCCUGUGUUGAAGUUGAAAGAAAUCAACCCCCUGCUUUUUAACUUUGUGGAGGAACUAGUUGAGAUCAGGAAACUUCGUCAAGAUAUUCUCUUGAUGAAACCUUAUUUUAUUACUUGCAAGGAGGCAAUGGAAGCUCGGCUGCUACUACAGUUACAAGAUCGCCAGCACUUUGUUGAAAAUGAUGACAUGUACUCACUACAGGAUUUGAUUGACAUCUCAAGCGGUAGACUCAGCUGUUCCCUCACUGAGAUCCACACCACAUUUGCUAAGCACAUCAAACUAGACUGCGAGCGUUGUCAGGCAAAAGGAUUUGUGUGUGAACUUUGUAAGGAGGGAGACAUCUUGUUUCCUUUUGACAGUCACACCUCAGUCUGCCAUGACUGCUCUGCUGUCUUCCACAGAGAUUGUUACUAUGACCAUUCCACAACUUGUCCACGAUGUGCCCGAAUGACGGAGCGAAAGCAGGACGAGGUGUCAGAUGUGAAAGAAGCAUGACUGCCUGAAGAAACACCAGAUCAUUUACUGGAUGUUGCACUUUGCCUUGUGAGCGAACAAGUCUGAGCAAACAGUUAAAUCUUUGUUCAUUGUUUAUUUUCUGUUCAUGCUGUACCAUCUCUUUUCUUUUCACUACAUAAAGAAGCAGGGUCCUAAAAAAAAGGUCUGUCUGAAACUUGAUAUAUCUAUUUUUUAUCAAACUGGAAUUUGGCAUACUGAACAGUGUAUGUCUGUGUCAGGUCAGAAUGUGUUGUGUGUUUCUGUGUGUAUGUGUGUGUGCAUGGCUUUUUACAAAUGUUCCCCAUAAAGAAAUUCAUUGACACUUUAGUAAUGAUGGAUGCAUAAUUUACAAUGAUGACCUGGCAAGAUACGGCACAAGAAAAAUUUUUACAGCAUUGAUGGUACAGUAUAAGGCAGAUUUUUCAUAGUGCUAAUCCUAAGUGUUGUCAUUUAUGGUUUUGAAUUGUGAAGACUACAUUUCCAGUUUGACAUAACAAAAACCACAAAAUGAAAUCAGCCAAAACAUUUGCCUUUCAGCAUCCUGUAAAAUGCUUUUCACUAAAAUCUCGUCUUCAACUUCAUACUGGACUGUUAGCUCCAAGCAUCAGUUCAUUUUAUAAGUUAUGAUUGUUUGGCUUCAUUCGUUUCACUAUCGGAUUGGAAUCAUAAUCUGCUGCUCUGUCUAACAUUUUAUGAGGUUUUAAAUUGAUAUUUUAAGUCCUUAAAGCAAUAUUUAUUUUCAGUAUUCCUUCUGCAAGUUACAUGACAGUGCAGGCUUGCUCUAAGAUUUUAGAUUUUCCCUCAGCUACCCUACAUACUACAGAAAAUAAUUGUGACAAGAUAGGUUGUAUAUAUACAAUCAUUAACUCAAGAACAUUAAUACAUAUAUCUGCAACAGAUGAGUAAUAUAAGCAUGCACCUACAGUUCACUUUAUUUUAAGAAGUUGUUAACGGAAAUAAAAAUGUUGAAGUUAUUAAUUGUUCUUUCCUGUUUAAAACUGAAAUAAAUGUGUACCUUUGCUUUGUGUUUUAUCCAGUUUUUUAAAUGUUGUGUAGAAAAUAGUGGAUACUCAUGAACUUUGUGUGCCUAAGUCAAGCUACAGCUGUUAUCCAAACAUAUUAAUAACAUCAUCUGAAUGGUUUCAGUCUUAAAGUACUUAUAACACAUCUUCUCUACAGUUGAUAAAUGUAGAUAUACAUAUUAAAUGGCAACUUGUGUAAACAUGGACCUUAAGUAUUUGUUUUAAAAUAAUGUUUUGGCUGUGUUAUUUUUCAGCAGCAUGAUGUGCUGUAUAUUUUUUUAAUUAAUGGAUAUAUGGUGUUGGUAAAAGCAAUGCCAUGCUGUUAAACAUUGUAUUAGUGCAUGAAUAAAGUAAUUAAAUG
This is a messenger RNA of Melanotaenia boesemani (Boeseman's rainbowfish), 2868 nucleotides long. RefSeq names its product differentially expressed in FDCP 8 homolog (gene def8). Lineage: Eukaryota; Metazoa; Chordata; Actinopteri; Atheriniformes; Melanotaeniidae. The record is from RefSeq and is a predicted model, not a curated record. The coding region runs from base 157 to 1485 and encodes 442 amino acids. The transcript is spliced from 12 exons.